GAGUCAUUCAUCAAAACCGCCUCGAGUAUUUCUACAGCACAAAUUGAUUUGCUUUCAAUUCGCCUGCGCACUAAGCUGUUCCCCUGUAAGGCUGUGCUGAGGUGAUUAAGGUGAUUAUCUACUAGAAUCCCCAGUUCAACAGCCGGGGGACCGCAUCUAUCACUGUCAAAUGCACGACCCCAAUAUCACGAUCAGCUUCACCUCCCAGGAUGCAUUGAGCACCUCGCUCCAAUCCCUCCUUCCCUAUCUCCUCUCAGUCAUCCUCCUUCUCCUUCCUCUUACCACUUUUCUCCGCUCUGCUUCUCCAACUCCCUUGGGCUGCCGCCGCCUCGGCACCCCGAAUAGCAACAUCACCGACGAAUAUGACCCUCAAUACAGCCAGGGCGUGGCCAGCGACAGCAUCGACGCUCGCACGGGGCUCCCCGCCUGGCGCAUCAAAGCGCUCUUCACCUACCCGAUCAAAAGCUGCACGGGGGUCGAGCUCGACACCGCGGAGGUGAUCGACACCGGUCUGAAGUACGACCGCCUCUUCUGCUUUGCCGAGUAUAUCGAGUCGAAGCCCGCUCUGCAGGACAGCAGCAGUCCCGAGUCUGGCCACUGGAUCGCGCGCACCCUCCGCGACCGACACUUCAGCCGACUCGCCCUCCUGCGGCCGGAGAUCUGGAUCCCGGACCCCAGCCAGGCGGACUACUCGUCGUCUCUACCGGAAGUGCAGAGCCAGGGGGUACUGGUGAUCCAUUACCCGCGCACGCUCGCGGGCUGCAUGGCCCGAAUCCCGCUGAUGUCGUCGUUCGUGAACCUCGCCAUCACGUUGGGACUCCUCUCCCGCGAACAAUCGUUCCGCAUCCCCCUCUGUCCCCCAACCCUAUCACAGAAGGAGGAUGAAAAAGGAGAAGGAGCAGGAGGGGCCAAAUACCCUCUCCGCCCCGUCAAAAUCUGGAAAGACAAUCCCCUCGCCUACGACUACGGUCACCACCUCCCCGCGUCUUUGCGGCGCUUCCUCGCCGCCGCCGCCGACGACAACACAGCCAAGCAGAAACCCCUGACGCUCUUCCGCGAAUGCGCCGCCCAUCACCGCCAGAUUUUCCGCAACGCGCCCUCAAAGGAGACGCUGGGGUUCCAGACCGUCACCGGGUUUCAGGACGCGUAUCCGCUGCACAUGCUGAAUCUCGCCAGUGUGCACGACGUGGCGCGGCGGUGUCAGGCGGAGAUUCCGCGGUUGACGGUGCGGAGGUUCCGGGCGAAUGUGAUUGUGCAGGGGCCGGGGUGUUUCGAGGAGGAUGCGUGGAGGAGGAUCCGGGUUGGGGGUGGGGGUAGAGGUGGGACUGGCUUGAAAGCGGGUGCUGGUAGGGUGGACAAGGAGGGGGAAAGUGAAGGGGUCGAGAUUCAUUUGGCUUGUCGGACGAUACGUUGUCGGUUGCCCAAUGUGGAUCCUGAUACCGGGGUGCGCCAUCGCUCUGAGCCGGAUCGCACGAUGAAGAGCUAUCGGAGGAUUGAUCGGGGAGAUCCGACGAAUGCGUGCUUGGGGAUGCAGUUGGUACCUGCUGUUAGGAAUUUUACACUUCGCGUCAAUGACCCUAUCACUGUCCUCGAGACCGGCGAGCAUUGCUAUAUAAAAAUGCUGGCACCCGGUGAAGUGGUUGAGGGAGUCUGAGUGACAACCCUCCGUACACGUCGACCCUUCAGAGUCCUAUCAUGCAGUGGUAUACACAGUAUAUAUUUAUAACAUC
Molecule: messenger RNA, 1730 nt
Organism: Aspergillus saccharolyticus JOP 1030-1
Lineage: Eukaryota; Fungi; Ascomycota; Eurotiomycetes; Eurotiales; Aspergillaceae
Product: MOSC domain protein
Exons: 2
Coding region: 170-1654 (494 amino acids)
Molecular function (GO): molybdenum ion binding; catalytic activity; pyridoxal phosphate binding
Source: RefSeq, a predicted model, not a curated record